Molecule: messenger RNA, 1266 nt
Organism: Aspergillus lentulus
Lineage: Eukaryota; Fungi; Ascomycota; Eurotiomycetes; Eurotiales; Aspergillaceae
Source: RefSeq, a predicted model, not a curated record
AUGCAGGCCACUGCCAGGACUGAUUUCCAGCACCUCCCGCGGGUGUUGCAGGGGGAGGACGAGGACAGUUGGUUUGGGAUUACAGACCCCAAAAUACGACGAAGAUUGCAGAAUCGGUUGAACCAGCGGGAAAGGCGCAAGCGACUACGAGCAUCGGACACCAGCUCCAAUCAGCUCGAGCAGCAGCUGGGUCCUGGUGCAGAAUCCGCCAACCAUAUCGACCGGAUUUUGAGGAUUUUGGAUGCAAUACGUAUUUUGGGUCCAGCCGCCAUUAACGCUGCAGCCGUUCUCAAGCAGCUUGAAAGCGCUAUUGUCUUUGGAGCUCGAUGUAACGCCUGGUCUCCGGCGGCAGAUUUACGUCUCGGGGUUACAAGGCUGAAUGUCUUACGAGCAUUGCAUGCCAAUCUCGAGGUCCUGGGCUAUCGGCCAAGCGAUAUCGAGGACGAUGCACAGUCAACUUUCACAGUUGAGAGGCCAUCAAGGCACCCUGAUCGAGACAUCAUUGAGGCCAAGCUCCCAUCGGCACUAAGGCCGACAGUCAUUCAGCGCACAAUUCCUCACCAUCCAUGGCUGGAUCUCAUCCCCUUCCCGUGCAUGCGAGACACCCUGAUCUUGGCUCAGGAUUUCAUUGACGAUGAACAACUUUGCCAAGAUAUGUCUGGUCGGGGUAGCCCCGUCGUGCAACAGUCUAAUCUUGAUGCAGGUAUUGGGGAGACUGGUAUCUUGGUGUGGAAAGACCCAUGGGACCCAUCCGGCUGGGAGGUCACCCAGGUUUUCAUCCAACGAUGGGGCUGGACUUUGCGAAACUGCCCCGAGCUACUUCGUUCGACGAACGCAUGGCGAAGAUACCGGGGGGAAAGGCCACUUUUCACUGUCUCGGAGAAUGACAUGGAAUCGGUACAUGCCAGGAUUCUUGAAAUAGGUGCCGGAACAGGUGGAGCUACAGAUCCGGUUCUAGAAGGCAUUGGGACAUCAUUCUCCUCCUAUACGUACACCGAUGUAACUCUGGAGAACACACAACAGCUGCUGAAGGCCGGGGGGUAUCUUGUGCUGUUGGGAUUGACCAACAGCGGGACAAUCCGCGUCAGUAACGUUAUGGGAGGCCUUCCUGGAUGGUGGCUCGAGGUAGAUAAGGGCCCUAAAUAUACGCCUGUUAUGAACCCCGGACAAUGGGGCACUAUUCUUCGCAAGGCUGGCUUUGGAGGAAUUGUCGCCAUCCUCCCGGCGAUCGACCCAAAGGAUUUGCCGUUUUCUAUCACGGUAUAA